Molecule: messenger RNA, 1575 nt
Organism: Lachancea sp. 'fantastica'
Lineage: Eukaryota; Fungi; Ascomycota; Saccharomycetes; Saccharomycetales; Saccharomycetaceae
Source: the annotation of a GenBank genome assembly
AUGAGUCAAUAUGCAACACCACCCAGGGAACAGCUUUCCAGAGACCGAGCAGACUAUUCGUCGCUCCAAGCAUCCACGGCACUGCCCUCUGCGUCCUUGAACCAACGAAACAGUAUUUUGGACCCGCAUCUUUCGGUAUUGCAGCUUCUGGAACGCGCUGAGCAGCAUACACCAGCUUCUCAAGCCGAGAUUGCUAAAUUCAAGAGACCAGAUUUCAUACGAUCUCCGUCACCUCCCAAAAAAUGUGCUUCGGAAGCAAUGCAUCGCAGUAUCUCCGACUCCUGGCAGUCCAUCAGACGCACCGAUUACUCUAUCCUCAAUGUUCUCAAUGAUUGCACCUCUGCCGAACAGCAAAGAAAUACCCAGCAACAGCAACAGCAACAGCAACAGGCACAACAACAGGCGCAACAACAGGAACAGCAACAGCAGCAACAUCAGCUAGCGGGUGUUCUUUCUUCGUCUGAUACCUCUGAGGACGAACCAGACCAUUUUUUGUCCCCAUCGCCAAACCAGUACAGCUUCAGUGGCGCUGCAAAUGCUAUAUUUUCUGAUCCACCACACGCUCUGGAUCCUCCCACAUUAGCUGCGUACCGUGAAUCGGGACUCAACUUUGCAAAUGCAGGUGCUCAAAGUCUUAGUGGCCACGAUCACAUCAAGGACAACGAUAUCGACAAUGAAACGGUGACUUUGAGUCUCAUGAACUCGUCGAAUUCCUUUGUUAUGCCCAAGUUGUCAGUUGUAAAACCACCCCAAAAGUUCUGCAUUCUAAUCGUUGGCAAGCCUGCUCAACGAUUUUACCGCGAUAUUCCUCGGUCGUACCGUAAAUUAUUUGAUUUCUGUGACGCCAACAGCCUCGACUCUCGCGAAUUGAAUCAGUACAGUGCCGUUAUGAUCAUAUUCACCGAACCCAAAAACGAAACGACGCUUCUUGAAAAAGUAGCUUCUCAAAACAUCAACAUUAUUGCUGUAUGCCAGCGUGGACAGCAGCAGCAGAUAUCGGGACUCCUUAGCGGUUAUUCUCGCUCAUAUGAUCUUCGCUUGAUCUACCACUUGACAGUAAUGUCUGACCAUCAAGAUGUUCAUCGUUUGCUUCGUUACCUGCACAGUUUGAGCUCCGAUGCGGACUCUGGCUAUGAAACUGAGGUGGGCUCUCGCAAGAUUCGAAAGCGGCGCAGAUCACAGAAAAGAAAAUCCAGUAAUUUCAAUGUCAACCGAUGGAUAAUGUGGAGCAUAUCGUUGACUGUUGGUGUUGGGAUCGGAUACUCCAUUUCGUGCGUUUUGUCAUCCACAAUAUCAUUCCGAGACGGCACCCUCUCCCUGGCCUCCGCAAGUGAUGCUUCUGGCCUGGAAGACGUCUCGGUCGCAUCCCAUGAGCAUACUUUUGAGAAUUACGUUCGCCAGCUGGUUCUGGCGUGCAAAAGGGCCGUUAAGCAGCUCAAUGUAUCUGUGAAGCAGUAUAUGAACGGCCAUUCUCUGCUUGUUCUCUGGAUGCAACGAAUGGGCAAAGAGUGGAUGUCUGAAGAUCCUGAUUCUUCUUUACCGGGAGUCGCAGCGCUAGACCUGGUUUUAAUGUGA